GGAAUCUGGCACUUUUACCUCCAUGGAUCCCCUAAACCUCUCUUGGUACAACGAUGACAUCGGUGACAGGAACUGGAGCAAGCCACUCAACGAGUCCAGUGCAGAGCAGAAGCCUCAGUAUAACUACUAUGCCAUACUGCUCACCCUCCUCAUCUUUGUCAUUGUUUUUGGCAAUGUGCUGGUGUGUAUGGCUGUGUCCAGGGAAAAGGCCCUUCAGACUACCACUAAUUACCUGAUUGUGAGUUUGGCAGUGGCAGAUCUCUUGGUAGCAACUCUGGUCAUGCCUUGGGUGGUCUAUCUGGAGGUGGUUGGUGAGUGGAGGUUUAGUCGGAUCCACUGUGACAUCUUUGUAACCCUUGAUGUUAUGAUGUGCACUGCCAGUAUCCUCAACCUCUGUGCCAUCAGCAUUGACAGGUACACAGCAGUAGCAAUGCCAAUGCUGUAUAACACCCGCUACAGCUCGAAGCGCAGGGUCACGGUCAUGAUUGCUGUGGUCUGGGUACUUUCAUUUGCCAUCUCCUGCCCACUCCUCUUUGGCCUCAACAACACAGAUGAGAACGAGUGCAUCAUCGCCAAUCCUGCCUUUGUCGUGUAUUCCUCUGUUGUCUCCUUCUACGUUCCCUUCAUUGUCACCCUGCUGGUGUACGUGCAGAUUUACAUAGUGCUCCGGAAGCGCAGGAAGCGUGUCAACACCAAGCGCAGCAGCCAUGGUCUGGACUCAGACACACAAGCCCCGCUGAAGGACAAAUGCACUCAUCCAGAAGACGUCAAGCUCUGCACAGUUAUUGUGAAGUCCAAUGGGAGUUUCCAAGUUAAUAAGCGCAAAGUGGAGGCGGAGAGUCACAUAGAAGAGAUGGAGAUGGUGUCCAGUACCAGUCCCCCUGAGAAAACCACCAUCAAACCAGCACCACCAAGUAACCAUCAGUUGGUUGUGCCAGUUGCUUCUAAUCAGGGCACCAACUCAACCCUGCAGGCACCCUUGGACAGCCCUGGGAAAGCAGAGAAGAAUGGACAUGCCAAAGAAACAUCCCACACAGCCAAGGUCUUUGAGAUCCAGUCUAUGCCCAAUGGCAAGACAAGGACCUCUCUCAAGACUGUGAGCAGAAGGAAACUGUCACAACAGAAGGAAAAGAAAGCCACUCAGAUGCUAGCCAUUGUACUUGGUGUUUUCAUCAUCUGCUGGCUCCCAUUCUUCAUCACUCACAUCCUGAACAUGCACUGUGAUUGCAAUAUCCCCCCAGCAAUGUACAGCGCCUUUACGUGGCUUGGAUAUGUCAACAGUGCUGUCAAUCCAAUUAUUUACACUACCUUCAACAUUGAAUUUCGCAAGGCUUUCAUGAAGAUCCUCCACUGUUAA
Messenger RNA from Cariama cristata (Red-legged seriema), 1357 nucleotides. It is a transcript of the gene DRD2, whose product is annotated as dopamine receptor D2. The record is from RefSeq and is a predicted model, not a curated record. Gene Ontology annotation, biological process: adenylate cyclase-inhibiting dopamine receptor signaling pathway; adenylate cyclase-activating adrenergic receptor signaling pathway. The transcript has 7 exons. Gene Ontology annotation, molecular function: dopamine neurotransmitter receptor activity, coupled via Gi/Go; G protein-coupled receptor activity. Gene Ontology annotation, cellular component: presynaptic membrane; glutamatergic synapse. Lineage: Eukaryota; Metazoa; Chordata; Aves; Cariamiformes; Cariamidae. The coding region runs from base 23 to 1357 and encodes 444 amino acids.